AUGGGGAACUACCUGUCAUGCACGCUGGCCAAGACGCCGGGUGGGAAGGGCGCGCGGGUGAUCCUCCCCGACGGCGUGGUGCGGCGGGUGUCGCUGCCGGCCACGGCGGCGGAGCUGAUGAUGGACGCGCCGGGCCACUUCGUGGCCGAGACGCGCCACGCGCGCGUCGGCACCCGCCUCGAGGCGCUCCACGCCGACGAGGACCUCGAGAUGGGCGUCGUCUACGCCACCUUCCCCAUGAACCGCAUCGGCACGAAGCUGGCCGCAGCUGACAUGGCCCGCCUCGCCGCCGCGGCCACGCGGGAGGCCCGCCGCUCCGCCAAGGUGUCCUCCGUCGGGGUCGGGGCCGCGGCGGCGACGGCGGCUGCACCAGAGCCGGCCAUCACCUUCGUGCCGGCCGCGGAGGAGGCGCCGUCGCCGAGGGCGCGGCUGGACGAGAUGGUGGACGACGCGGUGGCCGCGGAGAUCGACGUGCUCAAGCACCGGCUCAGCAGCGCGCGCUCCAGGCGGCCCAACCUCGAGACCAUCCACGAGGAGAAUCACCUCCUGUGCAGACGCUGA
Molecule: messenger RNA, 561 nt
Organism: Triticum turgidum subsp. durum (durum wheat)
Lineage: Eukaryota; Viridiplantae; Streptophyta; Magnoliopsida; Poales; Poaceae
Source: the annotation of a GenBank genome assembly